This is a messenger RNA of Blepharisma stoltei, 435 nucleotides long. NCBI's taxonomy places the organism in Eukaryota, Ciliophora, Heterotrichea, Heterotrichida, Blepharismidae. The record is from the annotation of a GenBank genome assembly.
AUGAAGGAUUCUGUUUUAAGUUUAUUCACCCUAACUCUAGAAAGCCUUAUAAUCGCAGAAAUCUAUAACUAUCGGAUGAGAAUCCAGUCCGAAAUUCCAAAAGAAAAAAUUGAAGACAGCCCUAUUUCUUUAAUUCCUACAAAUAUCCUGUCUAUCAAUUCAUCAUUAAGUCUACAAACCCCGGCUAAGGAAGAAUUCAAAUCAAGUAAAAAAUCAGAUAAAACCAAAGAAAACUCGUUGGUUGAAAGUCAUGACGGCAAGAAUGAGGACGAUUUUAUAUACAUUACGCCAAACAUGAAGAAAUUUAAUCCUCAUAAGAAGCAUAAAAAAAUUGAGCAUCUUCACGAUGAUGAAAAAAUGAAAAAAAGAAGGGAAAUGGUGGAGAUACUUAACCAUCUUGAGUCAGGUACAAAAAGAAGAAAAAAACACAUUUAA